Hansenula ciferrii is the source of this 1320-nucleotide messenger RNA. It is a transcript of the gene ENT3, whose product is annotated as Ent3p. NCBI's taxonomy places the organism in Eukaryota, Fungi, Ascomycota, Saccharomycetes, Phaffomycetales, Wickerhamomycetaceae. Gene Ontology annotation, cellular component: endosome; clathrin vesicle coat; plasma membrane. Gene Ontology annotation, molecular function: clathrin binding; phospholipid binding. Bases 1 to 1320 code for a protein of 439 amino acids. The transcript has a single exon. The record is from RefSeq and is a predicted model, not a curated record. Gene Ontology annotation, biological process: Golgi to endosome transport; endocytosis.
AUGGAUGAUAUAAAGAAGAAUUUGAACAACAUCUCCCUUUAUGAUGUUAAGGCAUAUGUGCGCAAAGCUCAGAAUGUGGUGUACAACUACACGGAUAUGGAAGCAAAAGUUAGAGAAGCUACAAAUAACGAACCAUGGGGUGCUUCAAGUACAUUGAUGCAAAAAAUUGCUGCUGGUACUUACAACUAUAGAGAAAGAGAAGAAAUCAUUGGUAUGAUAUUUAGAAGAUUUACAGAAAAAGCCUCAAAUGAAUGGCGUCAAAUCUAUAAAGCUUUACAACUAUUAGAUUAUUUACUCAAAAAUGGUUCUGAAAGAUUUGUUGAUGAUGCAAGAGCAAAUUUAAGUCUUAUCACAAUGCUGAGAUCUUUCCAUUAUAUUGAUUCUCAAGGUAGAGAUCAAGGUAUUAAUGUUCGUACCAAGGCUAAAACUUUAGUUGAAAUAUUAAAUAAUGAUUCUCAAUUAAGAUCUGAAAGAAAGAAAAGUAGAGAAAACUCCAAGAAAUUUUUAGGUGUUGCCGGUGGUGGUGCUUCAACCAUUCCAGGUGCUAGUGCAGAUGAAUUUGGUACUUAUGAAGGUAGAAUUUUCGGUGAUGGUGGUGUUUAUGGUGAACGUUAUGAAGAAACAAGAGCUGCAUCAAGAUCAAAUAAUGAUUUUGAAGAAUAUGAUGAAAAUAUUAUUCCAAAAGCUUCAAAUGUUAAAAGAAAUUCUUCAAGAAAUUAUGGUGCUCGUGCUGCUGCUCGUAAAGCAAGUUUGAAUAAACCAGUUCCAAAACCUGCACCAAAGAAAGAAGUUGAUUUAUUUUCAUUUGAUGAUGAACCAACACCUUCAAGCUCUCAACAAACAAAUGGUAACACUUCAACUGCUGCUUCUUCAGCACCUGCCAAUGAUGAUGAUGACGAUGAUUUUGGUGAUUUCCAAGGUUCUACAGUCCAACAAUCUACACAACAACAACAGCCAUCUUUAACAAACAAUUUAGCAAAUCUAUAUCAAAGUCAACCACAACCUGCAGCUGCUCCAAUUAAUGAUGGAUUUGGAGAUUUCGCAUCAUUUACAUCAAAUACACAAGCUCAACAACCUCAACAAGCAAACUAUAACACUUCAAUUUCAACUGGUCCAGCUCAAGCACCAAAGAACGAUGCAUUUAGUUCAUUAUUCCAAGCUGCUUCUUCAACUGCACACACAGGAAAACCUUCAACUCCUUCAUUAAGUGCUAAACCAUCAUACAGUGCACAACAAUCUCAGCCUCAACAAACUCAAUCACAACCAACUGUCCCACCAAAACAAUCAAACGGUGAUGAAUUAAACCUUUUGGAUUUAUGA